UCCAAAACCAGAACAACGUAGUGGGAGCUGCUAGCUUGCUACUAAAUCAGUGGUCCUAUCUGGAGCAUGGUACAAAUCCGCAUGCUGGAAUGCGUAGUUGGGGCUAAAUUAUUGAUACAGUUUGUUUAAUGAAGUAUGGCAGCUUUAAUCUCCAGAAGGAUCCAACGUUCUUUUGGUUCUCUGUAUUCAAUAGGCCAUCGUUGUUAUUCACCAAAUCCUAGUCAUCCGCCAUUGAUUAGAUCAGAUGAUGUAUGCAACAGUUUGGCCGGGGAGAGACUGUUUUCUGCGGGACGUUCCGGCCUUCUCUCGGUCAGGUCAUUGAUCUGUUCUCAUCGGCAGUUUUCAACUUCUGUUUUAACUCCUGAGUCUGGUGAUAGUACAUUUCCUUCUGAUUUAUUGUCUAAAGUGCCAGGGGCUGCUUCUGAGCGUACUAUAGGGCUUUGCCAGGAUCUUUUGAUUCCAGUGACCAAUUUUUGUAAUGAAGACAAGGGCCUCAUGGUUUUAGCUGGUGAUGUUUUUGACGUUCCUAUUAGGAAGGAUAUCAUCCACCGUGUUGUUAGGUGGCAACUUGCGAAACGACAGCAGGGAACGCACUCAACAAAAACUAUCAGUGAGGUCAGUGGGACUGGGAGAAAGCCUUGGAGACAAAAGGGAACUGGUAGAGCAAGACACGGAACUUUACGUGGGCCUCAGUUUAGGGGUGGUGCCACUAUGCACGGCCCUAAGCCCAGAAGCCAUGCCUUCAAGCUCAAUAAGAAGGUUCGUCGUUUGGGGCUGAAGAUUGCUCUGUCAGCACGUGCGGCCGAAGGAAAGCUUCUUGUGUUUGACAAUUUGGAGGUUCCCACCCACAAAACCAAGAACAUUGUGAACUAUGUCAAUCAAAUGGAAAACACCAAGAAACUUUUGCUCGUAGAUGGUGGUCCCAUAGAGGAAAAGUUGAAGCUGGCUACACAAAAUCUACAUUAUGUUAACGUUCUUCCCUCCAUUGGUUUGAAUGUCUACAGUAUUUUACUGCAUGAUACAUUGGUGAUGUCUCGUGAUGCUGUUAACAGAAUUGUUGAGCGUAUGCAUACUCCAAUAAACCGUUGAGGCAGUUUUGGGUUAUCUCUUGCUCAGAAUUAGGAAUAUGGUUCAACCCCGCCCCCACUUCCUUCCUUCCUCUCUUCUGUACAACAUAAGGAGCCACAAGUUGUAUGCCAUUUUUGUUCAUCAAAAGUUGGGAAGUAAUGUCAAAUCUUCUGUUUCGAAGCUUGUAAUUUUAGGAACUUUGAUGUUUGAAUUUUGAUGAAGUUUAAUUGGAGUGCUCAAGUUUCUCAAGGUUUCUAAUGAUGACAUCUUUAUUCCCAUCAAGCUAUGCCCCCAAAGAUACAGGCUCCAGAGUUCUGAAUCUCUCCCUGACAUUUAUAAUGCAUUAGAUCUGAUUAGCCAAGGAUUUUGUAUGGAGUGAUGGACCCGUUUGAUCAAGUAAAUACAGUUCUCAUGGAUGGUAUCAA
Neltuma alba is the source of this 1493-nucleotide messenger RNA. RefSeq names its product 50S ribosomal protein L4. Gene Ontology annotation, cellular component: ribosome. The record is from RefSeq and is a predicted model, not a curated record. Bases 136 to 1089 code for a protein of 317 amino acids. NCBI's taxonomy places the organism in Eukaryota, Viridiplantae, Streptophyta, Magnoliopsida, Fabales, Fabaceae. The transcript has 9 exons. Gene Ontology annotation, molecular function: structural constituent of ribosome. Gene Ontology annotation, biological process: translation.